Ooceraea biroi (clonal raider ant) is the source of this 1521-nucleotide messenger RNA. RefSeq names its product malate dehydrogenase 2 (gene Mdh2). Gene Ontology annotation, cellular component: mitochondrion; cytoplasm. The record is from RefSeq and is a predicted model, not a curated record. NCBI's taxonomy places the organism in Eukaryota, Metazoa, Arthropoda, Insecta, Hymenoptera, Formicidae. Gene Ontology annotation, biological process: tricarboxylic acid cycle; malate metabolic process. Gene Ontology annotation, molecular function: L-malate dehydrogenase (NAD+) activity.
UUCAGUUACCGCGCACAGUGAGUAGUGCACAGUGGAUUCUCGCAAGGGUCACGUGGGCGUCUUUGAGGGUUCCGUUUUUUUACGAAGACGGUUUUAAUUAUUUUACAUAUUACAUCCGCUAUUGCCAAUAUGCUACCGCGAUUUCUUAGGCCUACCAUAACUGUCGCCCAGCAAGGAGCGAAACACUUGUCAACCAGCGCUAAGCGCGAUGCCAAGGUUGCUGUUUUGGGAGCGAGUGGUGGCAUCGGCCAGCCGCUGUCACUGCUCCUGAAACAAUCGCCCCUCGUUACUGAACUGUCACUGUACGAUAUCAUGAACACAGCGGGUGUCGCUGCCGAUCUCUCGCACAUAAACACAGGAUCAAAAGUGCAGGGUUUCACCGGCCCCGACGAGCUUCGGCACUCCCUCAAAGGCGCUCAGGUUGUUAUUAUACCUGCCGGUAUUCCACGCAAACCGGGCAUGAGUCGUGACGAUCUGUUCAACACCAAUGCCUCCAUUGUCCGGGAUCUCGUCUCGGCAGUUGGCGAAGUCGCGCCGAAAGCCAUGAUAGCGAUCAUCUCGAAUCCCGUUAACAGCACAGUGCCGAUUGCGAGCGAAGUGUUGCAGAAGGCUGGUGUCUACGACCCUAAACGCGUGUUCGGAGUAACGACUCUGGAUAUCGUCAGGGCGAACACAUUCAUCGGGGAAGCAAAAGGCCUCGACCCGCAGAAGACAUCUGUCCCGGUCAUCGGUGGACACAGCGGAAUCACUAUUAUUCCCUUAAUCUCGCAAUGUACGCCAUCGGUCUCCUUCCCAGAGGACCAGCUGAAAGCUCUCACCGUGAGGAUCCAAGAGGCUGGUACCGAGGUUGUCAAGGCCAAAGCGGGUACCGGAUCCGCGACUCUAUCCAUGGCCUAUGCCGGCGCGCGAUUCGGGAUAUCGCUGAUCAGGGCGCUCAACGGGGAGAGUGGAGUCGUCGAGUGUUCCUUCGUCAGGUCGGACGUCACUGCCGCUAAAUACUUUUCCACGCCGAUACUAUUGGGCAAAAAUGGUCUCGAGAAGAAUCUGGGCUACGGCAAGCUGAGCAGCUUCGAGCAGAAGCUGUUGGACGCCGCUAUCCCGGAGCUCAAGAAGAAUAUCCAGAAGGGCGAGGAUUUCGUGAACAAGAAGUGAGAUCUUCCGGGUCGAGCUAGACAAAACGGCACUCUCGCGAAUCGCACGAGACUCGCUGAUUUUCGACGCUCGUCUCGCAAUCGUGCUAAAUCAGUUUGCUACUUUUGGCGACGAGCGCGAAAAUCUGCGAGCGUAUCUCGUUUCUUCCGGUGUGUGGAUACGUAACAUGUUUGACUUACGCGACAGAUUAUGCCGAAUAUGUUUAUAAACCACCCAGAAUGAUUAAAACGAAUUAAACUGUCGAGCAGAAAUAUAUGCAAGUGUAUAAAGUAAAUAAAAUAACAGGAUACGCAGGUCGCAAUUAGGGCAUCUCCUUGGAAAACACCACCUUACACAAUGUAGCAGAGACAAUAAUAAACGUUGUUUCCG